Venturia canescens is the source of this 2586-nucleotide messenger RNA. It is a transcript of the gene Hacd2, whose product is annotated as 3-hydroxyacyl-CoA dehydratase 2. Gene Ontology annotation, molecular function: 3-hydroxyacyl-CoA dehydratase activity. Gene Ontology annotation, cellular component: endoplasmic reticulum membrane. NCBI's taxonomy places the organism in Eukaryota, Metazoa, Arthropoda, Insecta, Hymenoptera, Ichneumonidae. The transcript is spliced from 5 exons. The coding region runs from base 357 to 1460 and encodes 367 amino acids. Gene Ontology annotation, biological process: very long-chain fatty acid biosynthetic process; sphingolipid biosynthetic process; fatty acid elongation. The record is from RefSeq and is a predicted model, not a curated record.
GAACGCAGUGAUGAAGGAAAAUUUCUGUGGUGAAACAUAUAUUUUGUCACAAUGCACAUAUUAGAAUUCUCCUUGGAAUAAAUAUUUACACCGGAUUUAGUUUUAUUUGUUCGUGUAAUUGAGUCGGGACUGAACCGCGCAUUUUUUAAACUUAAAAACAAAACGUAUAUGUGAUUGAUUUUUGUUAUAAAUUAGUCAACUUUCCACAGUCGGCUCAGUUAUAAUUGAAUAUCAGUUAACCUGAACAUGUUUUUCUACGAAUGAUUUAUUCCUUAUUAAAUACGACUUUGCGGACAAUUUUUAUCGAAAAGUUUGUUAUUUGUUUUUGUUAACGGGAUCGAUUAGUGCUCGUAAAAAUGCCUGAUAUAUUUUCGCCUUUUGUUUAUUGGGCCCAGACUGAGAAGGACGUUACUCUGAGGGUUGAUUUGACAGACGUUAAGGAUCCCGAAGUAAACUUGGAGCCUUCCCAGUUGAAAUUUAUUGCUCACGGUCAGGGUGCGAGAGGGCCCAAUCAAUAUGGGUUUGCUCUCAGUUUUUUCACAUCCGUCAAUGUUAAAGAGAGCAGCUACAAAAUUAUGGAUCGUCAAGUAGAUUUUGUCCUGAGGAAACGAGUUUGUGGAUGGUGGCCACGUUUGACAGUAACACCUGCAAAACCAGCUUGGUUAAAAAUUGAUUUUGACAGAUGGAAGAGUGAAGAUAUGGAUGACGAGGAAGAAAAACGAGAUAUUCGUCAAGAUUAUCCAGAUAUGUAUGACAAACUUCACAAAGAGGAGUUUGGCUACAGGAAAGAAGAUUUCAAAAAAGUGUAUCUGGUGCUCUAUAAUCUGUGCCAAUUUGUUGGAUUCCUUUACGUCCUUGCUGUCAUGUGUAUCAAAUAUUCUCGUGAAGGGCCAGAUUCGAUCAACGAGACAUAUACGAAUGUAGGGAGCGCAAUGAAAUUUAUUCAGUUACUACAAUUUAUGGAAGUGAUGCAUCCGUUGUUCGGUUACACAAAGGGAAACGCAUUCAUCGCUCUUCUUCAAAUUGGAGGUCGAAAUUUCAUACUAUUUUGUAUGAUCGAAGCAGAGCCAAGAAUGCAAACGAAGCCUGUGAUAUUUUAUGUGUUUUUGGUGUGGAGCUUGAUCGAAAUAGUUCGUUAUCCGUACUACAUAACGCAAUUAUUGAACGUUGACAUAGCUCCUUUAACGUGGCUGAGAUACACGAUUUGGAUGCCUCUUUAUCCAUUCGGUUUUCUCUGCGAGGGCAUAAUAGUACUUCGGAACAUACCAUAUUUUGAAGAAACAGAUAAAUUCACUGUUUCUUUACCAAACGCGUGGAAUUUUGCGUUUCAUUUUCCAACUUUCAUGAGACUCUAUUUGCUAUUACUCUCCAUACCUGGGAUGUACACGAUGAUGUCGCACAUGAGUCAAACGAGAAAGAAAAAACUCGGUCGUUCCAAUAUUGAGAGGAAAUAUGCUUGAUUCAAUAAUAAUCCUUUAAAGUAUGGUAUAAAAUGGGAUUAUAAUAUCAAAGACUUAUAAAAAAUGAUUACUGAAAGUUCAAUGGAAUGUCGAGCGCAAUAAUUUUUCUUUGGGUCAUAAAAAAAAUCCAAUUUGCUCCAUUCAAUUGCAUUUUAAUGUAGACUUGUGUGUGUGCGUGUUUUUUUAAAGCGAAUCAAAAACAGUGAGUACUUGAAACAGUUUGCUGUUCCAUUCCAACGGUGGGUGACAUUGAAAAAUCAGAAUUUUGGUGCGUUGGGCUGUAGGGGAAAUUUAGAGGAUAAUGGGGUGAUGAAUGAUCUUCGGGGGCAGAAAGUGUGAACGAAUAAAAGCAGCGAUCGGUAGGAUAAAAAUAGUGUCGAAAAAGUAAGAAAGGAAAAUGGAAUGACUGCGACUUACAAGAAUUCUGCAAAUUUUUUUAUUUCCAAUGAUUUCGAAGUUUGCAUCGUGAAAAAAUAAGAAAAUCGAUUUGUCAAGUUUCUUCAUUCUUCCUUAUUGCCGACUAUUUUGGCUGGCUGUUGAAUUUUUCCUAAAAAAAAAGUGAAGAAAUUCGAUUUUACGCACUUUUCAUCUGCACUGAAAUUUUUGGGUAACGAUGAAAAAAAAAAAAUACUUCAGUUGAAUUCCAGUGUCGCAAACUUCGUCGAAGUUUUUAAUCGUAUAAUCGCCAGCAAGUACUUCAAUUUUAGAAAAAUAAUAUGACUUUGAAAGUCUCUAAGAAAAAUCGCCACAUAAUUAUAAAUUGUACAGCUUCGUCUCGUGUAUUGAGAACUUAUUUUCCAUUGAUCUUGUUACGGAUCAGAAAUAACGUAAAACCCAAAUAACAAUCAUUGUACAGCGCAUGUUUUAUGUAGCCAAAGAACAAAAACUGGAGAUUCGUAAACAAAAAACAAUGUGACCUUCGAAAACUGUACGUGUUCUGUUAAUCGUGAAAAUGUGUAAACUCUUGUCCAUUGUAUUUUUACUGAGCUUCGUAAAGUAGAAUUAUUGGCUUUUACAAAAUUUAUAUGUUUUGUAUUUUACGUUCUAUCGUAUGGAUGACCGUUUUCAAAUAGAUUUUUUUCCAACUUGAAGUUGAGUGAAUAAAAAAUUAUGAUAUACCCAGUUA